Brassicogethes aeneus is the source of this 1580-nucleotide messenger RNA. The record is from the annotation of a GenBank genome assembly. NCBI's taxonomy places the organism in Eukaryota, Metazoa, Arthropoda, Insecta, Coleoptera, Nitidulidae.
CUUCAUGUGUUUAUUUUCAUAAUCGUAAAAAGUAGGGUUAUAGUUGUUGUCAAAACACAUGUUUCAGUUUUUAGUUUAGUUCAGUUAAAUAAAUAAACUACGACCAAAUAUAAUAUGGCAACUUUGAGAAAAAAGCGCGUUUCGAAGAAAUUGAAGGUUUCUUGGAGGAAACAUGUCAAUAUCGAUGACGUAGAGGAGUUUUUGGAGGAUAAGCGUUUGGAGGAACGUUUGGGACCUAUUGAAUCAAAAAGUGAUAAUGAGUUGUUUAAGUUGGACACUCAAAUCGAAACGAGGUUGUCUGCGAAAGAAAGGAAGAAAUUAAAGGCUUUAAAGCCUCUAAAAUGUUAUCAUGCUUUGGAACCGCACACCAAAGUUCCAGAUCCUAUAGCUAAAAGAAACCGAGUAAGGACUAAAGAAGAGCGAAAAAACGAGUUGAUUAAGAAAAAGGAGAUCGCGAAUAGAGAGAAAGGCAUUUUAAAGGCAAAAGAAAUACAAUCAAUGCAAGACAAAAAGUUGUACGAAAUAAAAAAGCGGAAUAAACCUAAAAAAGGCGAUUUUAACACAGACAUAUGGUCGGAGGGUAGUAAAUUUGAGAUAGAAAACGAUGAAUGGGCGACAACUCUCACGAAAAAGCACAAUUUAAAGGGGGUCGGUGCUCUACAAAAAACAACCGCUAAAUCUUUGUCUAAAAAGAAAAGUUUGCACCCUUCUAUUGAAGCUCCGCAUCCGGGAAUGUCGUAUAACCCCAGUUACGAAGACCACCAAGAUUUAUUGAGAAUGGUUGCUGAUAAAGAGACCCAGUACAUCAAGAAGGAGGAAUAUUUGACCCGGGUUACCAGGGGGAUGUUUAACAAAGUCACUCCAGGCAAAAGAGAUCAAAUGUGGAUGGUAGAAAUGUCGGAAGGUCUCCCCGACAAAACUUCGGCGGAAGAUAACGAAGCAAGCGAUAACGAGUAUUCGGCGGUGAAUCCCCCGGUGAAGAAUAAGAAGAAAUCCGUGCAGCAAAGGAGAAAGCAAAAGGAGCAAAGAGAGCUCGAGUUGAAGAGGAGAGUGACGAAAAUCGAGAAGAAAAAAAUCGCCGACAUUCACCAAGUGAAGAUACUGAAGAAGCAGAUAGACAGAAGUGACAAAAGACAGGCGGUAGUGAAGGAGAAGAGGAUCAAGCGGGCUGCGCACAAGGCCUUGGAGCCUAACAGGUUGAGUUCCACCAAGUUUGAAGAGCAAGGUUUGGAGUUCAACCUGGGGGAAGACAUUGCAGGCAACCUGAGGAACUUGAAGAAGGAGGGCAGUAUUUUGGCCGACAGAUUCAGGAAUAUGCAGAAACGUAACAUAUUGGAACCUUCGAUUAAGAGACACCGUAAAAAUGCCAAGAUAAAAAGGUACACGAAACCAGGGCAUAAAGACGACUGGAAAAAAACCGUGGCCAAAUAAAAUGUUAAGGGUGUUUAAAACUCCUAAAUCCUAAAACUAACCUAUAAAAAGUUUGACAGUUAAAAUGUUAAUAUAUUAUGGAUACCUACCUUUAUUUUGUAAACACUACAAAUAAUUUAAAAAAGGGCAAUAAAAAAUUGUUUUUAAAA